ACUCGAAACUAACCUUGCAUUCGACUUCGAAGGUCGGCGCGCUUAUUGGUUGCAUCAGAAAUACAAAGAAUUAGUCAAUAUUAUCGCUGGAUAGUUUUAUUGUUACCAGAUAAUUUCUCCUUUGUUCUCUUGGAGAAUACUGUACUUACACAUCAGCAAAUUGCCUGACAACGACGUACCUCUUGAAAACUCAUCUUCCCUACGACUAAAAUAUAGACAGAAAGUUUUGUAAUGAGACACCACCUUCAGUGUUUAUGGAACAAAGUUGAAAACGCUCCUGUCAUUGUUAAUACAGAUGUUGUACGGACAGUAUAUAGAUUUAAUCAACCUGCAUGUUCUUUUGGAAAUUGCCAAACGACAUGUAAAUACUUAUCUUCUUGCCUAAAUGGCUUACUCAAAAUAAAUGUACUGAACGAAGAAACAUAUGACAAAACUGAACCAGAGUCUCCUGUUGAAAAGUUACUGACGCAUAGCCGUAAUGGUUUGAAGAAUUAUGGGAGUACGUGUUACUUAAAUGCAUUUUUGCAGCUUUAUUUUCGGUUCAAGGAACUUCGAAAAGCAAUAUAUGAUAUCCCAUCACAAGCUGAUGAAACCGGUAUAAUACACCAGCUACAAUUAAUCUUCAGUCAACUUCAGUUAAACAAUUCAGGUAUUGUUGAUCCAGGAGGUUUGAUUGAAGCAUUGCGGUUAUGUGAUACAGAGCAACAAGAUGCUCCUGAGUUCCAUUGUUUAUUUAUGAAUUUAUUGGAAGCACGUUUCCAGCAAGUUGGUGUAUUUGUUAUUGACGACUUGAUUAGAGGAGAAUAUAUUUAUGAAAAUAGCUGUCUGAAAUGCGGUUUCACAUCUCGGUUACCCUCAAAGUUUUUAGAACUAUCAUUGAAAGUUUCUUCAAAGUCACUUCCAGAUUGUAUACGGGAUUAUUUAAAGGAAGAACAAUUAGUUGGCGAUAAUCAGUAUGCUUGUUCACAGUGUGGUUGUAAACGAGAUGGUGUUAGAAGAGCCUAUAUAACACGUGCUCCACCAUUGUUAUGCAUUCAGUUGCUUAGAUUCACCUACGAUUCAAACACUGGUCAACGUAAAAAGUAUAAAGCUUCUAUUCGUCUACCUGAUCUUCUUGAGUUGACAAAAGUUGUUGAAAAUUCAAAAAGUAAUAAACAUCUGAAUUGUGAACAUUCUGUGGAAUGUUUGAGUGUAGAUUCAGAUCCAUGUCAUCGCGCAUAUCGUCUCUGUGGUGUACUUUUACAUAUUGGCAACCAACCAACAUCAGGACAUUAUAUAGCUGUUCUUAGAGAUUCUUACAAAAGAAUCAAUUUAUCUGGUGAUAAAAACACAGAAUCAAGUACUGAAGAUGAUCCUCCUUUAAAAUCAAAUGAAUGUUGGAGUGUUUGCAAUGAUAUAGAUGUCUUCAACGUACCGUCAAGUCAAUUUAAAUUAGCAAAAAUUAACGGAUCAGCUAAAUCAUUGCAAAGCUAUCUAGCCACUACUGAAACAUUGGAUUCAUCAAUAAACCUUACUAAAUCUGAUCAAUCUUCUGAAAAGUGUUCUAGUCGUAGAGCAGCCAAAAAACCUCGUCAUGAUACUUCCUCAAAUGAUCUUAGUUUCACUGACCUUAAUGAAAGUAGAGAUUCUACAACUUCUAAGUGUAUGUCACAGGACGAUUUAUGGCAUAGUUCAACUAAUGCGUAUAUGGUAUUUUAUGAAUCGGUGGAUAAUUGUAAUAUGGAUGAAGAUAUUACAGUUCCUAGUGACUUACGCAAAACAAUUGAAGAAGUAAAUUUGACAGAACAACAAAAGCUUCUAUCUAAACAACAAAAUAAAGUAAAUCGUAAAAAUCAAUUACUUGAAAUAUUGUCCAACCUGAGAUUACCUGAUCCUAUCAAUUCAUCACCAAAUAAUAGUACUUCAAUAUCAAUAAAUCCUCUCGAUAAUGUAUCUUUGGUAUCAACAUCUUGGUUAUGUGAUUGCCUUAAUAAUCCGUUGUUAUUGGGAGAUGCCUGUUUAACUGAUGCUCAGAUAAAAUCGCUUUCAAAACUCAAAGACUACAUAUUUCCCUCUUCUUCAUCAAAUCAAUCAUCUUAUACCUUACGUACCUGUUCACAUGGCCAUGCUCCCACAGAUCUUGUUGCAGGUUCAUACAGAGCUGUUUCUAGUGAAGGUCUUAAAAAGCUUAUUGAGAUUCUCUUCCCAAAAUCAUUUGAUGCCAUUCAAUCUGAAGAUGAUAGGUUUAGUCGAUUUCAACCAUGUCGAAAGUGUAUUACACUAAAUAUCGCAUUAUUAAAAGUUGAAAAUGCAAUUAAAGAAUUAUCUAAAGAAUUGGACUAUUUUAUAAAAACUAAUCAUUUGUCUUCCUCAUAUUAUAAACGUCUUCAAAGUGAAAAGACAGACUCAAUUCCUUUGAAUCCUGAACCUGGAUAUUAUUUAAUUGGUAAGAGAUCUCUUCGUCAAUGGAAAACACUUGCACGUCAUUUCACACGAGCUUUUUACUCUGAUUAUGAUGAUGAUUCUAAGUCACGAACAACUGGCCAUCAUACACAAACAACAUUUAAUCAUGAUAUUCUUUGUCCUCACGGUCAAAUUUGUACAGAAAAUACACGUCAUUUACCAGCCGUACUUUGGCAUAAAUUAGUCGAUUUAUUUCCUGGUGUAAAGAUUCCUACAUUUCCUAUUUAUAUUCCUUAUGACAAUAACAAUAAUACAUCUAUCAAUUCCAUUAGUAUAUUCAAUAAAUCAGAGUCAUCUUGUUCUGAAUGUAACGCAGUACAAAAUGACCUGACAAAACGAGCAUUAUGUGAACGUCAAAUGCUUCCUGGUUUAUUCUUAUCAAAUGUUCAACGUAUGCGACUUUUACACUCUGCCACUCAAACAGUAAAUACAGCUGUAAAUAUAAAAGAAGAAACUUUAAGCGAAUGCAAAUUUAACUUUGAAUGGGUCAAUAAUUCUAAGUCAGAAAAUUUAAACGGUCAUUUUACAGAUACCGAUAAGAAAUUAAAUAAUUUAAAUACCAAUGCUCUUUACUUGAUUCCAAUGGGUUUCAUUAUACAAUGGAGAAAAUUUAUUCGAAAUCCAACAGCAGAUAAUUUACCUAGUUCGCUAUUAUCUGGCUUUAGCUCAGAUGGCGUGCUUUGUGAACAUGGUCAAAUGCUAAAAACAUGGCAAGCUCUUAUAAAUGAGUCAAUAUUGUGUCCCUUAACUUUUUAUGAAUGGGAUGUUUUGUCUCACGCAUAUCCCCAUCGUUUUAAAGAAAACGAAAUACCUUUGGAUCAUGAUGGACCGGAAACAAAAAUAACUUUCUAUCCACCGAUGUAUUUACUUCCACAGAAUGAUUCUGAACUGAAGUGGAGAUUGGAACCAUCAUCCUAUGGCAGUUUAUGCCCAAAUUGUCAAUCUAAGAUAAUCAGUGAUCAGAUUUUUAAUAAUGCUAGAAUCCGUAUACGUCUGGUAUCUGGAUUCGAUGAAGCAUUGAGUAGUUGCGUCCAGUCAAAACUCACCUCUGUUCAGGAAUCCUUGAAUUGUGUGCUACAGGAUUUGCAAACUGACACGGGAAUUUGUGCUCAACCAACAAAUGACAUCAUAAUUCCGAACAAUUCUGAUCAGGUUGGUGCAACACAGACACGGGUUUUGACAGUCGAUCCAAAAUUAGUAUUUGCACCGUAUGUCAGACUUUCAAGCACAAUACUCGAAUGCUUUAUGGAAAUGGAUAAUUUGAGAGAAAUAAAAGAUUAUUUCAAUAAACGAUGUAAUAAUAUAGAAUUAUCCAAUUCUGUUAGCAAAGAUAUCACUCCACGUCUUUCAUCAGAUAAUGAAACUAGUCUAAUAGACCAAUUACCUCUAUCAUCUAAUCAUCAUCAGCAUCAACAUGUGCUCUAUGAUAAUACAAAUAGUCAAUUAUCUAAUCAUCAUUUAGAAUCUUCAUCUACAAAUUAUAUUAGACGCUCUUCACGUCAACGUUUUAAUCCUAAAGAUUUAUUGAUCAAAGUGAAUAGUAGUGAUACUCUUCUUGAUGUGAAAGUACAAAUUAUGCAAAAUUUAGGUGUUAUCCCUUCCGAUCAACAUAUUAUGUCAAAUGGUCUAGAACUUACUGACCAUACGAAAACAUUACAAGAGUUAAGCAUUUGUUCCAGGACUAUUCUCUAUUUAUGGUCAGAUGAUCCAACAUGGAAUCCUAAUCGAACAAGUUUUGAUAAUGGUACAUUCAAGUUAACGACACAAAAGUUGAAAUCAAAUAGUCCAUGUAAAUCAAACUCUGAAUCAAUUCAUACAGAAUCAGGAUUCAAGGGAACACGACUGCUUGAAUUUUAACCGGAUAGUUUUUUAUUGCUUCAGUCUUUUCUCUACUCUAAUUAACCACUUUUCCUGUUGUCCUGCUUUUUUUAUCUUCCAAACUCGAUGAUUAUAUAUAUACAUGUAUUUCUUGUUUGCUACUAAUAUUUUAUGUCCCGAAUGAUAAAGAUGCAUGACUUAAACAAUUUUGUAGAUCUAUGACCUAAUUAUAAUAACUUAUGACUGAUCAAGUAUUUUUGCAUGUUUACUUUUAUUUUCAAAAUUGUUAGUUAACAAAGAUUUGAAUCUGUAAACUUAUAUUUGUAUAUAUUCAUUGUAUACUUUGAAUCGUACAAUUUAACUCUGGUUUCGAUUAGACGAAAAAGCAUAAUUAUGUUCAAUUAAUUCAUUAGUUAUGAUUAGUUAGUCAGAUAAACAGUGGAAUCAAGACUUUUAGUUGUUUGAAUUUCUUGAGUACACUUCAUUAUGUACUUAGUUACUUAUACAUGUUACCCCUUGUGGGGGGGCAUAGGCCGACCACCAGCAUACUCUGUCUUUGGCAGUUGUUUUCAGUUGCUAUACGUUCUUAUUAUGUCUGAUUCAUUCCGUAACACAGUGUUCUUUGGUCUUUCAGUCUUCCGUUUCCCUUCAAGAUUCCAAGUUAGCGCUUACCUCGUGAUGCAGUUUGAUUAUUUCCUCGAUGUAUGUUCUACCCACCUCCAGCGUCAUUUCCUAGUUUACGCUUUAACUGGAAACUGGUUGUCCUCUCC
Messenger RNA from Schistosoma margrebowiei, 5030 nucleotides. NCBI's taxonomy places the organism in Eukaryota, Metazoa, Platyhelminthes, Trematoda, Strigeidida, Schistosomatidae. The record is from the annotation of a GenBank genome assembly.